Molecule: messenger RNA, 7044 nt
Organism: Bubalus bubalis (water buffalo)
Lineage: Eukaryota; Metazoa; Chordata; Mammalia; Artiodactyla; Bovidae
Gene: ANKS1A
Product: ankyrin repeat and sterile alpha motif domain containing 1A
Exons: 24
Coding region: 136-3633 (1165 amino acids)
Cellular component (GO): cytosol
Molecular function (GO): protein binding
Source: RefSeq, a predicted model, not a curated record
ACAAGGCGUGGGGAGGGGGGGGUGGUGUCCCCGGCCGGCUCGGGGGUUGCGUUGCCCGGAGACAGAAAGUUUGGGAGCCAGAACGGGUUCGGCGGCGGCCCAGGGAACGGGGUCCAGGGGGCGGCGGCCCUGGGGAUGGGGAAGGAGCAGGAGCUGCUGGAGGCGGCCCGCACCGGACACCUCCCGGCCGUGGAGAAGCUGCUGUCCGGGAAGCGGCUCUCCUCAGGCUUCGGGGGCAGCGGCGGCGGCGGCGGCUCUGGAGGCGGUAGCGGCGGCGGCGGCGGCUCUGGAGGUGGCGGCGGCGGUCUUGGCUCCUCGAGCCAUGCCCUGUCCAGUCUGCUCAGCAUUUGGAGAGGGCCAAAUGUGAACUGUGUUGACAGCACUGGGUACACACCUCUGCACCAUGCUGCUUUGAAUGGCCAUAAGGAUGUGGUCGAGGUUCUUCUGAGGAACGACGCGCUGACCAACGUGGCUGACUCUAAAGGCUGUUAUCCACUGCACUUGGCAGCCUGGAAAGGAGACGCCCAGAUAGUGCGAUUGCUCAUCCAUCAAGGGCCCUCACACACCAAAGUCAAUGAACAGAAUGCUCUUGAGAUCAAAGAACUCAAAAAGUACGGCCCCUUUGACCCUUAUAUCAAUGCCAAGAACAAUGACAACGAGACGGCCCUGCACUGCGCAGCGCAGUACGGCCACACUGAGGUGGUGAAGGUCCUCUUAGAGGAGCUGACUGACCCCACCAUGCGCAACAACAAGUUCGAGACGCCUCUGGACCUGGCCGCACUCUACGGGAGGCUGGAGGUGGUGAAGAUGCUCCUCAACGCCCACCCUAACCUCCUGAGCUGCAACACUAAGAAGCACACCCCUCUGCACCUGGCAGCGAGGAAUGGCCACAAAGCCGUGGUACAGGUCCUCCUGGACGCCGGCAUGGAUAGCAGCUACCAGACGGAGAAGGGCAGUGCUUUGCAUGAGGCUGCUUUGUUUGGCAAGACCGAUGUGGUGCAAAUCCUGCUGGCUGCAGGAAUUGAUGUCAACAUAAAGGACAACCGGGGACUGACCGCACUGGACACCGUCCGGGAGCUGCCAUCUCAGAAGAGCCAGCAGAUAGCGGCACUCAUCGAAGAUCACAUGACUGGAAAAAGAAGUGCAAAAGAGGUAGACAAAACCCUUACACCCCAGCCACCUCUCAUCUCCAACCUGGACUCUAUAUCCCAGAAGUCUCAGGGUGACCUGGAGAAAGCAGUGACUGAACUGAUCAUCGAUUUUAACACCAGCACAGAAGAGGAGGGUCCCUAUGAGGCGCUGUACAAUGCUGUCUCCUGCCAGUCCCUGGACAGCACGGCCAGUGGACGCUCGUCCGACCGGGACUCUGUGAGCAGGGAGGCUGAGGCGGCCGGAGGGAAAGCUGCUGGAGUGAGGCCUAGGGAACGUCCUCCGCCUCCAGCAAAACCACCACCUGACGAAGAGGAAGAAGACCACAUAGAUAAGAAGUAUUUUCCCUUGACAGCUUCUGAGGUCUUGGCCAUGAGACCCUGGGUUCAGGGGAGCCCAGCCAAGGAGGAGGAUGAACACCCUUAUGAGCUGCUGCUGACAGCAGAGACGAAGAAGCUGGUGUCUGUGGACGGGAAGACAAAAGACCACAGGCAGAGCAGCGGUGGCCGGAGCCAGGACUCUGCGGAGGGGCAGGACGGGCAGGUCCCGGAGCAGUUCUCAGGUCUCCUCCACGGCUCCUCCCCGGUGUGUGAGGCGGGGCAGGACCCUCUCCAGCUGCUCCCUGCCCCUGGCCAGAACCAUCGAGAAGGGUCUCCUGCGCAGGGUGCCUGCCCCGAGGAGAUGCAGCUGGAGCAGACAGGCAGGCGUGUGUCCGGAGCCUCCCUGCCUCGCGUGCUGGACCAGAGUAGGAGAGCGGGCCACCCGGCAAGCCUGCCCCCCGCCCACAGCCAGACGCACCCCAAAACUUCAAUGCGCACGGCCUUUCCACGCCCUGGGGGCGCCGAGGAGGAAGGUGACCCGAGCGGGGCCAGGAGCCGAGCCCCUCCCACCAGCAGACCCAAGGCUGAGCUCAAACUCAGCCGCAGCUUGUCCAAGUCUGACUCUGAUCUCCUGACCUGCUCCCCAACGGAGGACGCCACGAUGGGGAGCCGGAGUGAGUCCCUCUCCAACUGCAGCAUUGGGAAGAAGAGGCUGGAGAAGUCGCCCUCCUUCGCCUCUGAGUGGGAUGAGAUUGAGAAGAUCAUGAGCUCUAUUGGAGAAGGGAUCGACUUUUCUCAGGAACAGCAGAGGAUCUCAGGUGCGCGGCCGCUGGAACAGAGCGUCGGGGAGUGGCUGGAGGCCGUGGGGCUGCAGCAGUAUGAGAGCAGGCUGCUUCUCAACGGCUUCGACGAUGUCCGCUUCCUGGGGCCUAACGUGAUGGAAGAUCAGGACCUGCGGGAAAUCGGCAUCAGCGAUGCGCAGCACAGGCGGAAGCUGCUCCAGGCCGCACGGUCCCUGCCCAAGGUGAAGGCGCUGGGCUACGACGGGAACAGCCCCCCGUCAGUGCCCUCCUGGCUGGACUCGCUGGGGCUUCAGGACUACGUCCAUUCCUUCCUGUCGAGUGGCUACAGCUCCAUUGACGCUGUGAAGAACCUCUGGGAGCUGGAACUUGUCAACGUCCUGAAGGUGCACCUGCUCGGCCAUCGCAAGCGCAUCAUCGCCUCCCUGGCGGACAGACCCUACGAGGAGCCGCCCCAGAAGCCCCCACGGUUCUCCCAGCUGAGAUGCCAGGACCUGUUCUCGCAGACGUCGUCGCCGCUGAGCCAGAACGACUCCUGUGCCGGGCGGUCAGCUGACCUGCUGCUGCCUCCUGGGGACGCGGGCAGGCGGCCGCACGACAGCCUGCAUGAGCCUGCGGCGCCCUCUCGGGCAGAGCGCUUCAGAACCCAGGAGGAGCACCGAGAGACCAAGCUGACCCUCCGGCCCCCCAGCCUGGCCGCCCCCUACGCCCCUGUGCAGAGCUGGCAGCACCAGCCAGAGAAACUCAUCUUCGAGUCCUGCGGUUACGAAGCCAACUAUCUGGGCUCCAUGUUGAUCAAAGAUCUGCGAGGGACAGAAUCCACACAAGACGCCUGUGCCAAGAUGCGGAAAUCCACAGAGCACAUGAGGAAGAUCCCCACCAUCAUCCUGUCCAUCACGUACAAAGGGGUCAAGUUCAUCGAUGCCUCCAACAAGAACGUCAUCGCAGAGCAUGAGAUCCGGAAUAUUUCCUGCGCGGCCCAGGACCCAGAGGACCUGUGCGCCUUUGCCUACGUCACCAAGGACCUGCAGACGGGCCACCAUUACUGCCACGUCUUCAGCACGGUGGAUGUGAACCUGACCUAUGAGAUCAUCCUGACGCUGGGCCAGGCGUUCGAGGUGGCGUACCAGCUGGCCCUGCAGGCCCAGAAGUCCAGGCCGGUGGGGGCCUCUGCCGCUGAGGUGAUCGAGACCAGAUCUUCCAAGCCGGUGCCGAAGCCCCGGGUGGGCGUGCGGAAGUCAGCGCUGGAACCACCUGACACGGACCCCGACGCCCAGUCCCACGCCAGCGUCUCCUGGGUCGUGGACCCCAAGCCAGACUCUAAGCGGAGCCUCAGCACCAAGUACGAGACCACUAUCUUCUAAGCCCCGCCUCCGCUAGUCUCUCGUGCCUUCCAGCGCCUCUCUGCUCUUCUCAGCGCUCCUUCCGCCCGCUGAGGCCAAGGCCCACCCUCGCCCCGGGCCUCUCCUCCCGCGCCAGCUCUCCCCGCCACCGGACACUGUGAAUCCCACCUUGGUCGAGGACGGCUUGGCGGGGAGGGGGGGGCGAGUUGCCUUUGAGGUGGGGCAGCGGGAGGGCGUCGGCGGGCAGGCUCGCUGGACCCCGAGAGAGGCCGGCUCCAAGCAGCGGCCCCCCCAACGGGGCGGGGCUCCCUGCGGCUCCUCCCGCAGCUUGAGUCCCGAGCUGCCGAGAGCUCGCCACGCCUCUCCCGACACAACCAACCACUGUGACCGCCUGGGGCCGGAUCCCCUGCACCCAGCUCACGCUGGCCCGCGGCUUGUCUUCCUGCCGUGAGACCUCAGCUGGGCCGCGGUCUGCCCGCUGUGAGGCCCCUGGGGCACAUGCCUGGCUCCAAAGCCUGCGGCUCUGAACACCUAGACACCCACAGGCUGGCUCCACGCGCCUGGAGUCUUUGUCUCGGGGGUCUUGAGCUGCAAGGAAUGGGAUGGCUCCUCACGCCCUGGCCAGGGAGUGACAGGCGGGCGGAAGAGGAAGGCCGCCCUGUGGGACCCGCAGGAGGGGGUCAGUGCCCUGGACCUCCUCCCUUCGGGAUGCCGCCGCCCGAGGGCGGGGACCUGGGCCGGGCAGUGCUUGCUGGCGCUACUCCGUGGUGUGGGGGUCAGGGCUCAGCAGCGGGGAAGGCGGCGCGCCCUUGGGCGGGGAGCCGUGGUUCCGUGGGGGGGAGCACAGCACGGAGCGCGACUCGGGGGCACCGCCGCUCAGCGGCGGCGGUUCCUUUAGAGCCGAAACCCAGUGGACAAGCCAAGGUGGGUCUCCUGCCUCCUGCCCUCGUGCCUUCCGAGCAGAUGCCUGAGCCACAGAGGGUGCUCGGGGAGGCCGCGAGGGACCUUCUGCUCUGCCUCCCUGUUUCCUCUCCGUCUUCUCCACUGUGUGCAGCCCCUUUGGUUAACCUUUUCCUCCCCCCGUUGUGUUUGCUUCUGCCAAGCUGAGCCACCGAGGAACCGACUGUGCUGCAGAAACAGCCGUGCGGAGCGCAGGCUCCCGCCACCGCCGCUGCCACCGCCGCCUCACCUGCAUUGGAGACCCAGGCCCACCUCUGCCCGCAGGACUCCUCCCGGCUGUGGGCCCGGGCCCGCCGCCAGGCCUCAUGGAGGGAGCCCUGCCCCGGUGCCGAGCAGCCCUCCAGCCUCUAGCAGAUGAGACUGGGACUCCAGAGGCCCUAGAAGUGACUUGUCCAGAAAACGUUUUUUAAUAGAAAAAAAUUUUUUUAUAAAAUUAACUUUUAACACUUGGCUCAAACCUCUAGGUUAAACUGCCAAUCUUUAGACCAGUGGCCAUACGGUCCGAGGGUCUGUCCUCAGGCCGGGGCAUGGACGCGCUUGGGCAGCUCCAAGAGGAGGCGCUGGGUGAACCGAGUGGCCCGACAGCUGCCCCCUUCAGCCGCUGCUCCUUUCUGAGCUGCACACAGUUUCUCGUCCCCGCCCGGAGCCGAGCGCGGCUGUGGCGGCUUCCACUCCAUCCCCGGCGGGCCGAGCGUGGAGGUCGAGCCAGGCACAGGACGAGCAGGUCUCGGGCCGCCGUGGUCCGAACACCGCCCUGGCCUGCAGGCCACGGGCCCUCCAGUGACCUCAGGCCGGCCGAGUCGGAUCAGAAAGGAGAGGAAGCAGCUGUGUUGGUCUUGGGCAUUAACUGGUAGGUCAGCUGAGGCGGCUGCCUGCAGGUGUGUGAUUUAUCUAAUCAGGUGUGUAUGAUUAGGACUCACUUUUCUGACUGUUGUCCUUUCAGCUCUGGGCUCACCCCAGGCUCUGAGGGUGGAGAAGGCUGGGCGAGGAGGCAGUUUGCUCCCCCAGCGUGGCCUCCAGGGCCUGCAGUGCCGCAGCCCCAGCCAGCCUGCUGGCUGGCUUUGCUUUGCGCCUUUGGUUGCGUCGCCCCUCCUGGAGGCGGUAGAAUGGGAGGAUCUUGUUCACUAGGGCUGGACCAGGUCAGCUGUGUGUCUAGCAGCUCCCAGAGCAGAGCCUUUCCUCCCCAAGCAGGCCCUUUGCUGGCGCGGUGCAGUCGGUCCUGGGGUCAGUAGGUCCAAGGCCUUGGCAGCACCCCACCCACCGGCCGGGAGCUCCGGGGGCGGCCCCCUGCACCGUCCACACCACAGGCCCAGGGGGUCGCCCUUACUCUGGGAUGGAGACAGGUGGUCCUGCCCUUUUGGUACUAAACAAGGACCUCAACACCCAAGUCUGACUUCAUGUCCUGCUGCUCCCGGGGCCUGACGGUUCUACUGUGCAGUAUUCAGCCCAUCCUUCGUCCAGGGAUGGACAAGGAGCCCAAGCUAGGUUGGGGAGGCUGCUGGUCCGGCCACAGCACACCUGCUGUGCCCUCUUCCUCCUGAGGAAGGCCGGUCUCCUCUAAGUAGGCCCCUCGUGGUGGGUGGUGGAUCCAUAAAGAAAACUGUAGACACUACGAUGAGUUCCUCAAGCUGUUUUUUGUUUUUAUGUCCUAGGUAGGUGUCUCCUCCUCUUGAAGCUGCUAUAUCUUUUUUAUUUAUUCAGGGUGUUUUCAUAUUUGAAAGCCUUGGCUAAUCUGCUCUGGAUUUUGAGAUUGGUUUAUUUCUCAGUAGUCAAAAAGGGAGGGGCUAGAUCUUUUUUACUCCUCCUCUGGGACAGGUACUCUCCCUUCCCUGGAAAGAAAUAUUAUAACAUUGAGGACAGGCUUCACAUGGAGAAGCCUCGCUUCUGCACGCGAGCGCAGCCCCGUUCUGAAGUGUGCAGGCCCUUCAGGCCGGACUCGAGAUGGGGGCGCUCUCUGGUCUGCCCUCCUCCUCACAGCUGCUCCUAGUGAGCGGGGCUUCCUUCCAGACAGGCUCUGCCUCUGCGAUGCUCACACCCCUCCAGGGCCUCCAGUGCAGCUCUGGGAGUCCCUUGAGAAGCCUGGGGCUGAGCAGGCUGGUCUGCCCUCAGCCUGUGUAGGGGGGGCCCAGGCCUGCAGGACGACUGUCAGACGCAGUUCACAAAGUGUUGUUGCUAACGGUGUGGCAAUGGGACUGAAUUGUAAUAAAAUGUUAUUUAAUCUGUCUGUAUUUUGAUACUUGAAUGACUUCCCCUUCUAUUUUACUGUACAUAUAAUUGUUAAUCUGUCCGAUUUUGUCUAAAUUACGAACAUCUUGUGGUACCAAGCGUAACCGACCUGUGCGACAGCAGACUGACCUCACUACAUGAGAGAGUGUAAAUAUUCCUGGGCUUUUGGCUUUGGUUUUGUUAUUUUCGUAACUGUACAACUUAGAACAGGCUGAAUUAAUAAAUGAGAAGUGACAUGAAACCAGC